AUGUAUAGUAUACGGCUUCAAUUACUGGAAAUACUGGACAAAAUACCACGAGACAAAGAUGCUUGCGAUCCUUGCCACCCCAAGCCAAAGCCAAAGCCUUCCCCCCCAACAGCACCAACUUGUCCUAAAGACACGUUGAAGCUAGGGGUCUGUGCUGACCUCCUUGGACCUGUUAAUGUUGUUGCUGGAACUCCACCUUACAGCAAGUGCUGCAGUUUGCUUGAAGGCUUGGCUGACAUGGAAGCUGCCUCGUGUCUUUGCACUGCUAUUAAAGCUAAUGUGCUUGGAACCAACUUGAACGUGCCCGUCGCUCUCAGUGCAAUUGUUAGUGCAUGUGGCAAAUCCAUCCCUCCUGGUUUCCAAUGCUGA
Populus trichocarpa (black cottonwood) is the source of this 369-nucleotide messenger RNA. RefSeq names its product 14 kDa proline-rich protein DC2.15. The transcript is spliced from 2 exons. The record is from RefSeq and is a predicted model, not a curated record. Lineage: Eukaryota; Viridiplantae; Streptophyta; Magnoliopsida; Malpighiales; Salicaceae. Bases 1 to 369 code for a protein of 122 amino acids.